This is a messenger RNA of Pseudomyrmex gracilis, 3236 nucleotides long. RefSeq lists its product as uncharacterized. Lineage: Eukaryota; Metazoa; Arthropoda; Insecta; Hymenoptera; Formicidae. Gene Ontology annotation, biological process: positive regulation of actin filament bundle assembly. Bases 482 to 2839 code for a protein of 785 amino acids. The record is from RefSeq and is a predicted model, not a curated record. The transcript is spliced from 12 exons. Gene Ontology annotation, cellular component: nucleus; actin cytoskeleton; Z disc. Gene Ontology annotation, molecular function: actin binding.
GGAAUCAUAUAGAGGGAAUUUAUCUGUAAAGCAACCGAUUCGCGCGAUGAUCCGCUCAAUAUAAAAAUAAAUUUCUCUCUCUCUCUCUCUCUCUCUCUCUCUUUCGCUUUUCGGUUCUCUCUCGCUUUUCAUCUCUGUCCUUUCAAUGAAUCUGUAGUCGUUAACGCGUCGCAACAACGGCGUCGGCGGUAUAUAGCGACUUCCUCCGGUCCACUGGCUCUGAUGUCUGGUUCUGGACGACGUGCCAGGAAGAGAGCUGCGUUUUGCAAGAUCCGAGAUUUGUCUCGCGCGGCGAGGGAGCCCUCGUCGUGGAUCUAGGCGGACUCUGUCCACCACCGGCGAGCUGCGUAGGCGCGACGUAGUCGCGGACAUUACGUAAAACCGUGGGAAAAAUAAAUUUAAUACGAGGAAAGAAGGAAAACAAAGUGUAGGCGAGACGAAGAGACACGCGAUCUUGUUGCGGGUGUGUGCGCGUCGCGAGAUGAGGAGAUCGUCGUUCGAUAAACUCGCUACUAACGGCAGACGCAACGUUUUGAGUAACGCGUCGUACGGGCACACGAUCAAGGAUGCCGAGUACAGCGUGAGCUACAGCAGCAGCAGCGGCAGCGGAGGCGGAAACUACCUGCAGCGCAGCGUGUCCGCGGACAAUGUUGUGAUCCGCUCGCGCGGUUACAAACCUUCCGACAGGCACGAUCCGGUCAAGAGAAACUUCCUCGAGAAUCUCACGUCGCGAAUACUGCACGUCGAUAUGGAAGGGGAACAGAAGAGCAGUCCGAUUAACUUGCAGAAGCUGCUCACUCCGGCGUCGGAUUCUCACGAGAUAAUGCAGACGAAAAGCAGCAAAAAAAUGUACGCGUCCUCGUAUUUUUACGCGCCGUCGCAUCCAACGGUCGAGGAUCAGGUCGAGCUCGCGCGUCGAAUCUCGCACUCGCUCAGCGACGUGAAAAACGUCAAGAGCAAAGGGCAGAGCAUGUACGUGAACAGAAAGAAGCGAUCCGUCAAGUGGAUUCACGACGGUAACGGAGUCGAGGACGAAGAGGAAUCCAUCACAACGGUUCACAAGGAUAAAUUGCCUCUCAAAUGCGUGAUGAAUCCUUGCGGCAAAGUGCUCGACAUACAAGGCAUUCAGGCGCUGGGCGAGGAGGUCAAUAUCGCACCCGUGCCGAAACAUCCUGAAAAGCUGUUCGAUAUCGUUCGCGAUUUGAACAAUCAGAGAGGACGUGGUGCCGAGAUAUUUGCGAAACGCAGAAAAAGGUCGGAAAAGUGGGUGGUGGAUCAAGAACAGCCACAUACGCCUGUUACACCCGCCACGCCGAAAACCCCGGUGUAUCCCGAAAAAUUGGAAAUUAACGGUAACGCGAUGACGUUCGCGACGCCAUCGUUGACCCCGCACACGCCUGCCCCGAGUAUCGAUAAAUCGUUUUACAAUCCCUUCACAGCGGACAUCUCCCUCAAUAACGCGAAUGUGCCAACAACAGACGGAUGCAGAUCGCACUGCAACGCUAACCGAUGCAGUCACUCGACCGAGGUGAAAAAGAUUUAUCUGCGGGAAAUCGCGGUUGGCACAGACGCUUCCGAUUUCCCUGCGGAACAAUCACUACCGUCCGUCGUCGAGAGGUCCUACCGCAUCGCUUUCGGUUCCCCUAACAUCACUAAUAAUCGCGCGCAUAACAAUAACAACAAAUAUAUUAACAACAACAACAACAACAACAACAGUCAUCAGUCUCCGAGAAAAUCCGUCUUUUGCAACGCGCAGAACAACAACAGUGACGCGAGAGCUCAACAGCGAGUUGGCAAAUACAACAACGCAAUCGGGAACAAGCAACAAAAUGGCACUCAGAAUGACAAUGAGGAAAACGGAUACACUCCUGUGCCGGUGAAGCAGCUGAUACAGGAAUUCGAAAAAACCUGCAGACCGGUUUUGCAAUACAAACAGAUCAGCCCGAAGAUCAUUCCGAUCGUACAGCAGUGUCCGUUGGAUAGCGACAUAGCGCGUUUAUUCGGGACAAGAAAUCCCAAAUACAACAACGAUGAGGAAGAAUACGCACGCGCCCGUGAGAACUACGAAAGAUCCGCGACACUGCAGUCCCAAUACAACAACGGUCAUUUGUACGAGACGCGUGAGAGCUACGAGAGGAAAUUACGAUCGUCUCAGCGCAACGAUCAGCAGUUGUGCAAUGCGCGCGCGAGUUACAUGGGAUCGACGAAGUUGAUGCCGUCCCAAUGCAACGGCUACGUCUCGACCGACGAGAGCGAGUACACGACGGACGAGACGACCGAUUCCUCCGAGGAAAUCGACGAUUAUCCGCGCGAGAUCGCGGGAUCUAUAGAUCGCGGCAGCUCCGCGCCCUCCGCUCUGUUCAACUGCUGCGACAGCAGCGAGUACUCGAUCGCGUUCGACGACGAGUACAACGGGGCGGCGAGUAACCGACGCCGAUCGACCACCUCGCAGGAACUUGAGACCCUGUACGAGGCGAGCAAAGAGGCGGACGCGAGAUUCGUUAACGCAGAGACGGAAAUACCGCCCGAGGCGAAGUCCCUGAUGCUCUCGAUGGUCGCCUCGCAGGAAGACAUACUCGAGACCAAGAAGCAUCUGCGCAGCACCCCGGUCUUGGACAAUCUCGUUGGCACCGCCACGCCGGAGUACAAACUCGAUGACGCUAACCCGGAAUUAGGGAACAAAUUGUACGAGAAUAACAAUUACACGGGACCGAAGGUGGUCAGUCUCCACAAUCUGGCGAACUACAACACGGCGCCACGCGGAUGGAAUCAGUCCUUCACGUUUUACCGACCCAUUAAAUUCGAGAAGCCCCAGGAGAUUAUGUACUCUGAUUUUUGAAUGUGUACAAUUUUGUGUAUCAAAUUUUUUAAUCGCGAUCCCCUUCACACGUUGAUUUCGCAAAAUCGCCUGUCGUCAAAAACCCAAUUCUUCCACGGCAUUGAGAACUCUACAUUGAAAUGUGUUUUUCGCAUUGUGGCAUUAAUUUCUUCACCGGCGUCUCGAAUCACCGGCCUGCUCUAGUCGUUCAGAUAUACCGCCGGCAACGAGGUUGAUCGACGCCGCGCGCGUGUUUGGAGUUUCGUUUUUGCUUGAUGUAUCUCUACCUCUCCCCCUUUCGCCGAGAUAUUAUGUGUUGUUCUUCGUGCUUUUAAAGGUGUUACAUCUUACUUGCAUUUUAUUCUUUAUUAUAUAUAUAUAUAUAUCAUGCAAAUAAAGAUACAUGUUGUUUUCCUAA